AGAUAAAAGACAGAGAAAAAAAAUGGAAAAAGAUAUUAGACUAACACGUACCACGUGAUUCUGUCAAAGAGCCAAUACAAUGACUUCGGGGAGAGAGAGAGAGAGAGAGAUGAUGAAAGAGAAUCAAGUUAAUCAACUGGGAAUUCAAUUGUCUUAGAUUAACAUUUACCGUGAACCAGUACAACAAUAAUCAUCUUACUAUUUAGUUAAUUUGAUUGUUUGUUUUCAUCAUAAUCUCACUUUGUUCACAUUGUGCCUUUGUCAUCAUCUCCCUCCCUCCCUCGGUCUCUCUCUCUCUCUCUCUCUCUCUCUAUCCUUUUCUCUGUCUUUUAAUGUUUCUCACACUACAAGUAUAUUUAAUUUUUGAAUUAUUUCUCAACAAUUUAGUUAACUAACAAUUUCUGAAGUACAGUUACUUUUGUUUUCAGUUACAUCUUUAAAUUGCUCUUACUUUUUCUCUCUCUCACUCUCUUUCUCUCUCUCUCUGGCCAUCCUCCAAUAAGUUAAUUAACUUAAUAUUAUUAUCGACAAUUAAACUAAUCAUCAUAAUAAUAUUAAACAUCCAAGUGUAUUCAUCCAAUUGGUGUUGAUGUUAUUGCUAAUAGACACCAAUCCAAUCAAUUAGUUGCAAUUUAAUUUGUAUUAUUAUUUCUUGAAUCCUUUUUGUUUGAUCAAAUUGCUUAAUUGUUUCUCCAAUAACAACAAUCAAUCAUUUAAACAAAUAUUUAAAUUUCAAUCAAUCAACAAACGAUUACCGGUGACCAUUGACCAUCGAGUGAAAAGAUCAAAACAAUUUAAAUUGUUAACAACGGCGUCAACAACGAUUACAAAAUUAAUUACGUCAACGACGUUCACGGAAAGGGAAAAAGUAACCAGGAUAAAGUACGGAUAGACCAAUUAACUAAUUGUUACUCGUGAGUCUGAUCAAUUGAAUAGACUUACAAUCCAAUAUGAUUAUGGAUAUGAUUCAGAAACAAUUAACCAACUCUACUGGCGAUGGUAUUGAUUAUGGUCUCAAUAGUUUCGGUAUGAUUAACGUGAUUAACUCUGCUGGUGACAAUCCAAUUGCGAGCAAUCAAACGAGUGUAAUUCAUUCAGUUAAUCAUCAAGGUGGAUCGACCAGUAACUUGGACAUUACCUGGGAUGAGAUUUUCCUUCAAACGCUGGACAAUGAACCUUUUUUUGAUGAUUACCUGGAUAAGGAACCGAGUUUAUCUCGUCUCGAUUUGACUGGUUAUCCAUAUGAUGACCCAUUGGCCGCUUCAUCUUCAUCCUCAUUGACCUCUUCCUCUUCACCUUCAUCUUCAUCUUACUCUGAUUGUCAUUCACCUUUAGCCUCUGGACUCAUGGCUUCUCAUUGUGGUGAUGAUGAAUUCAACAUGGGUUCAGGUGAUUAUUUGGCCUUGGAUGAUGAUCGGGAUCUUGUUGUGCUUGGGGUUGACCUGGAAAACCUUUCGAGAGCCUUUGGUCGAGGUGAUAAUUUGUAUUGUGACCAUAAUCAUCAUCACCCUGAUGCUAAUUGUAACUUUACUUCAACCACACCAAUUAAUAGUAAUCAUAUUAAUUUUGGUAAUAGUAAUCUUUACAAUCAUCAUGUAUACACAAUUAACAAUGAAAAUCAUGGUCAAGGAUCAAUGGACUGUUCAAAUUACACUUUGGUUAAUGGUUAUUGUAAUAGUGAUCAAAGCAACACUAAUCAUGUAUCACAAUCAAUUUACAAUCCACCGAUGAUCAAUGAUAAUCAUCAUUAUCCAAUUAAUGGUAAUACAAUUAAUUCCGAUAGUUCCAAUGAUACUCAUUUGUUGACUUCCGCAUCAACAACAACUUACCAAGAAUUAUCAACCCCCCUGCCAAUUGGUAAGAGAAGAGUCGACGAGCAAUUAGUUAAUUGUCGCACUAGAAAUGGACCAAGAGUGAUCACUGGGACUUUACCACCAGUUUCCAGUAUAAUGUACGCACAUGCGGUGGCCACUAAUCAAUUGAUUAAUUCAAGUGAGUUAAUCAAACACCAAGAACCUCAAUCAGCACAAACUGUAACUGUCCUUGGUAAAGGUUCAGUUGUCCGAUCAGGAUCUCAGCCCAUCUCAUCAGUGCCCAGUAAGAGAGGUCAAGGACGUCGGGGUCGAGCCUCCAACUCAUACUCAUCUUCAUCUUCAUCACUUUCCUCUUCACCAUCUUCUUCACUCUCAUCAUCCUCACCUUUAUCAUCUUCAACUGCAUCUUUAACCCCACACAUCUCAAUUGCCACCACUGGUGUAAUUACCCCUCCACGGACAAGCACCACCGCUGCCGCUUCCAACGGGAAUGACAACUCGUCGGACGAAAAAAUUUAUGUCUGUACUUAUGAAGGUUGCGACAAAAAGUACUCAAAAUCAUCUCACCUUAAAACCCACCAUCGUCGGCACACCGGCGAGAAACCGUUCGUAUGUAAAUGGCCAAAGUGUAACUGGAAAUUCAGCCGAUCGGAUGAGCUCUCUCGACAUGGAAGGUCUCACACAGGUCACAAACCUUACGCUUGUGGUAUAUGUCAACGUCGAUUCUCAAGGUCAGACCAUUUAACGAAACAUCUGAAGACCCAUUGGAAAGAUUUUCCCGAAGAGGUGAGUCGAUAUCAAAUGGUACCUCAACGGAAGGGUCGAUGUGGACGCCGACCGGCCAAUGCUGCGGUCACUGCGGCAGCAUCGGCAACAGCAGCAGCUAAUUCACCACCUUCGGGAACAAUUAUUCAAGAAAAUGGUAACAAUUCAAACGAUGGACAAUCAAUUAACUCAACGAAUAAUUUUACCGCUACUUCGCAGGCCACUUCAGUUGUUGUCGGGCCGAUGGGCCAUGGGUCAGUCAGUUCCAAUAUCGGUGAUAAUUAUCAAAGAGUUAUCAUUAAAAAUGAACCAAAAUGUCACCAAGACGAGAAAUCUUGUUGACUUUAAUUACAAUUAACUUUAUUUCUUCAAUUGCUGGAAUCAAUUGAAAUUUUUGCCAAACAUUUACCUUCACAAUCAAUCAGCCAAAAUCACAAUUAACUUAAAUCAAUUUCUGUGUAUCAAUUUGUCUCACACUCUCUUUAUGUAAAUCAAACUGUUCCGUUGAUUAAUUUUAAUUAUUUCCUUAAUUAUCAUCACAAUACAUUUUUUUAUACAUUCA
Panonychus citri (citrus red mite) is the source of this 3141-nucleotide messenger RNA. RefSeq names its product Krueppel-like factor luna. The record is from RefSeq and is a predicted model, not a curated record. The transcript has a single exon. Bases 951 to 2921 code for a protein of 656 amino acids. Gene Ontology annotation, molecular function: DNA-binding transcription factor activity, RNA polymerase II-specific; RNA polymerase II cis-regulatory region sequence-specific DNA binding. Lineage: Eukaryota; Metazoa; Arthropoda; Arachnida; Trombidiformes; Tetranychidae. Gene Ontology annotation, biological process: regulation of transcription by RNA polymerase II.